Drosophila nasuta is the source of this 1301-nucleotide messenger RNA. Its product is annotated as growth hormone-inducible transmembrane protein. The transcript is spliced from 6 exons. The record is from RefSeq and is a predicted model, not a curated record. Bases 209 to 1219 code for a protein of 336 amino acids. Gene Ontology annotation, cellular component: mitochondrial inner membrane. Lineage: Eukaryota; Metazoa; Arthropoda; Insecta; Diptera; Drosophilidae.
GUUAUCGCAAUCGCAGUGCCUGUAAAUUCUAGAAUAAAAAGCAAACAACAUAAAAUCAUUUGUAUUUUUUGUCCAAGUAAAACACAACAAAUUCAACGAGCAAACGUGCAAAAGUGAGAAUUCAUCAAUUCCAAUACUGUUUCGGCCAAAUUACGCAUAAACUACAAACGACGCCGCAGCGCUUCACGAAUUUCAUCACAACAACAAAAUGUUGCUAAGAUUCGCAUUGUCGACGGCUGCUCGCCCCAGCAGUCUCCUCGUGGGAAAGUCAUCGCAGGCUCUGCUCCAAGCCAAGCCCAGCCUCAACAGCGUGCGCAACUAUGCUCGCCAAACCGUUCGCUCCACCCGCGCUCCCGUCGAGCAGGCCCGCGCUCCCACACUGAAGGAGAAGCUGAUGGCGCCUCCAAGUGCCAACGCUUACUCGAUGGGCAAGGGCGCUGCAGCUGGCGCCGCUGUCGUCGGACUUGGAGCCCUUUGCUACUACGGCGUCGGCAUGGGCAAGCACACAAGCAUUGCGGACAACGCCAUCAUGUGGCCACAAUAUGUCAAGGAUCGCAUCCAGUCCACUUAUGGCUUCUUUGGCGGCUCCUGCUUGCUGACCGCCGCAGCUGCCGCUGGCGUCUUCCGCUCCCCGCGUCUCCUUUCCUUGGCCUCUCGCGGUGGCUUGAUGUGGUCAAUUGCCUCACUUGCUGUGGUCAUUGGCAGUGGCGCCGUUGCACGCUCCAUUGAGUAUCAGCCGGGCUUCGGAGCCAAGCAUCUGGCUUGGGCGGCUCACUGCGCUAUUUUGGGCGCUGUUAUUGCGCCGUUGUGUUUCAUUGGCGGUCCGAUAUUGACGCGCGCUGCUCUCUACACGGGCGGCAUUGUUGGCGGCCUCUCCACGAUCGCUGUGUGUGCUCCAAAUGAUAAAUUCUUGUAUAUGGGUGGCCCCUUGGCCAUUGGUCUUGGUGUUGUCUUCGCUUCCUCGUUGGCAUCCAUGUGGCUGCCACCGACGACAGUUCUGGGCGCCGGAUUGGCCUCGAUGUCGCUUUAUGGCGGUCUCGUGCUCUUCAGUGGUUUCCUCCUUUACGAUACCCAGCGUCUGGUGCGCAAGGCUGAAAUGUAUCCACAAUACGCCUAUGCUCCCUUCGAUCCCAUAAAUGCUUCGAUGUCAAUUUACAUGGACGUAUUGAAUAUCUUCAUUCGGAUUGCGACCAUCAUGAGUGGCAAUCGACGAAAGUAAUUUGUUAUUGAACAGCUCCCCAGUUUUGUGAUGCAGUUUACCUAAUAACUUAUGAUAUACGAAAUACAAAAAAAAAAAACAA